AUGAUAAAAUCUUUUUAUCUGAUCCUUGCCUUGGUGCUAGAAAUUAUUAAAGCUGACGAAAUCGACGUCAGAUUUGCGCGUAACUAUUUUGAAGAGCGAGGUAUUCGACAAAUUGCUGCCUUUGGGUGCUGGAAUCCUUACGUUGGCAAAUUGAUGGCCGCUGCACGAGCUGUCAUGCUUCACACGAGCUUGAUAAAAAGUAACCUUCAAACGUUGCUAUUUCAAAAUCCACUGGGUGUCCGUUGGUACUACGGUGCUGCGCAGUUCAUCGGCGACCGGCUGCCCUUCAACGAAUCGUACUUCUGGCUGUUGAAGAUGGCCGAUCGUAGCAAUGAACAGUUGCCCUUGGACUUACUUGACCAACUGCCACUAAGCAUAAACGCCGAAGUCACGGUGGCGAUACGCGGACGUGGUCGUGACAGUCGUCGCUACGAUCUCUAUGACGUUUACAACCCGAGCUACAGGCACGGCGGGAGCUUGAAUAUCACGAAAAUGGGUUAUUGGGACCCGCGUGGUGGUUUGAGGAACCAGUUGACCCAAUACAAGUACAAAAGGCGUGGUGACCUGCGAGGAAUGAACUUGAAUUUCUCUAUCGUGGUAGAUUUUCUUCCAAAUACAGUCGAUCUAAUGACAUAUUUAACAACGCCGAUAAAUAAACACCUUGAUACGAUGCACCGAUAUAAUUAUGCUUUGACGCAACAACUAAGAGACUACUAUAAUUUCACAUUGAACCUGCUACGGGGAACUACAUGGGGUUACCUCAUUAACGGCAGUUUCAAUGGUAUAGUAGGCGAUAUGAUAAACGGCAUUGUAGAUAUUGGUGCAACGCCAUUUCAAUUCAAACCUGAGAGAAUAGAUGUCAUGGAAUAUACGGUUCAAGCUUAUAUGGCUAAAGCAGCUAUAAUUUUCCGGCAUCCAAAACGACAACAGCUGAGCAACAGUUUUCUCGAGCCUUUCUCAAAGCACGUGUGGUGCUUAACUAUUAUUAUAGGAAUACUCAACUGGAUUCUUCUAUACAUAACCAUUAAAGUAGAACAGCAUUUCAUUGGCAAUGCUGCAAAUAAUACUUUACUUACGCAACCGGAGUCCGAGACUUUUCUUAUUACAAGUGCCGCUAUUUGUCAACAAGGUCUAAGCGAUACUCCACGUAUAAAUUCCGGACGAAUUGUUUAUACGUCCUUAUUCCUUUGGGCUAUGCUUCUCUAUCAGUUUUACUCUGCCAGUAUAGUUGGCUCUCUUUUGUCCGAAAAGCCUCGUUUUAUCAGAACUAUAAAGGACCUCGCGGAUAGUCACCUCGAAGUGGGAAUUGAAAAUAUGUCAUAUAAUCAUGAUUUCUUUCGCACGACAUCGGAUAAGAACGUCAUUGACCUUUUCGAGCGUAAAAUAUCAUUAAACAAGAAGCGAAAUAAAUUUCCCUAUUACACGGCAGAGGAAGGCCUUCGAAAAGUUCAGAAAGGUGAUUUCGCCUUCCAAGUGGAUUUAGCAACGGCCUACAAAAUUAUUACCGAUACUUUCAAUGAGGAUGAAAUAUGUGAUUUACAAGAGAUCGAACUAUUUGCACCUAAACAUACAGCUACUUGUACCAGUAAACAUUCACCUUUUAAAAAAAUGAUGACUUACGGAUUGCGACAAACGAUUGAGCAUGGGAUGUCACGACGGUUAAACACCAUUUGGUAUGAAAAGAAACCCGUUUGCCCGGAGAGCCACAAUUCCACUCCAAUUCCUGUGAAUCUGCAAGACUUCAGUCCAGCCCUUAUUAUGAUCACAGCCGCUUAUUUUUUCUCGAUAUGUCUGUUGCUUGUAGAAAAUCUUAUUAAAAAAAUAAUGCACGUAAAAAAAUAACCGUCAGUAUUGUUUUCUUCGUUGCAAUUAGAAUAUUAGUUUAAUUGCAAGCAG
This is a messenger RNA of Ceratosolen solmsi marchali, 1896 nucleotides long. RefSeq names its product glutamate receptor-like. Gene Ontology annotation, cellular component: membrane. Bases 1 to 1842 code for a protein of 613 amino acids. The record is from RefSeq and is a predicted model, not a curated record. The transcript is spliced from 9 exons. Gene Ontology annotation, molecular function: ligand-gated monoatomic ion channel activity. NCBI's taxonomy places the organism in Eukaryota, Metazoa, Arthropoda, Insecta, Hymenoptera, Agaonidae.